Messenger RNA from Pocillopora meandrina, 16122 nucleotides. NCBI's taxonomy places the organism in Eukaryota, Metazoa, Cnidaria, Anthozoa, Scleractinia, Pocilloporidae. The record is from the annotation of a GenBank genome assembly.
AAAAGCUACCUUACUAAGUUAUUCUUUUGUAACAAGGCCUCUCAGAGAGCUACGAUGGUUAAUUGCCUUAUGAGCUUAAGGUAAAAACGAAAAAACGAAUGAUCUUCGUGCGUUUGCUGGGAGAUCAACCAAAUGAUGUAAAAAAUAUGCAGAGAUCGAUAUUUGAUGCUGAGCUUUUAGUCAACUUGGAUUUGUUUGCCUUUUCCUGAGAGAAGUUAAGAAAUAUGGCUUCUGCUGCAGAAGAUGACGAGGUGUGUGAAGAAGAGGAAAACACGGUCGAUGAAGAUGGCAGUUCUGCAACUUUGAAAGAAGGUUGGUUCUUACCCGUGAUAUUGAAGUGUUCGUGAUAGUGAUACGUCGAAAGAGGUGACACCAACUUUCAUCUACCCCACGUCUGUGAGCAAUUGUCUAAGACUGUUAAUUAAGAUGUGCAAUUGGUUUCCUUCUCUCAUUGUAGGGUUAAAAAAGUCGUCUUCUGACUCGAAGAUCAAGAAACUGCGAAGAAAAAUUUCGCAAGGACUAAGACUUUGUGAGUAAUACAAUUAUCACUUAAACGUCAUUUGAUCUUGCCCAUUAUCGUUGAUCUGAAUUUAAACAGACUGCUUAGAACCAAUUAGGGCUAUGUUGUUAGAAUACGUGAUCGUAAUACUCCAGCUUGGGCUUUUACAUCGAUGUUUGAUGAUCAGAUGAUCAGCUCAAAGACCAAAUAUCAGACAAACUGUGCACAGUAGGUAACACUGGCUCCUUGCAGACAUCGUAUGGUUCUCUCCCGCACACCGAAAAAGAUGGUGCUCCAGAGUCAUUUUGAUAAUCAUGUUAAACUAGUGCUUUAGUAAGUGAGAAAUGGAGCUUGUGGUGGUAGAGUGGGGGAGGUUCCCUUUUUAAACUUUAAGGGGAAAGGUUAAGUCUUAUGGGUGCUAAGCUUUUCUCACAUCACUAGAAGUAUUGUUACACCUGGAAUGGAUGCUUCUAGGUGAAGCAAGGGUCCCUCCAGGACCCUUUGGAAACCAGCUUCUUAACUGAAUGAGCUACUCUGAAUAACUGAAAUUUAUCUGCUCUGCUUUUCUCUGUGGUGGGUAACCCCUUAGAAAUUUGUUAGGUUGCUAAUAGCCAUAUAUCGAGUAAAUGAAUUUUGCACUCCAGAAUAUGGAAUAGAACUGUGAGAGUCAAGUUUCUCAUUAGAAAGCACAACACAAUGCCUUAACUACCACAUGUUAAACAUUCUUGUAAAGAUUUGUUUCAAUCGUUUAAAAAAAAUUUUGUAUGAAUUUGUGAUGAAGGGUUAGGGUUCCAUGCUAUUAGAGGCACUCCUGAUAAUGGUCACUUCUUCACAAUGGAAGCAGACACUGAAUAAGGGUCCUCCAGACACAAUGCCAAAAUAACAACUUAGUUUUGUUGUCUUUUUUGAAGACUUUUCUGGUCAUUUUCAAAGUUUUGCAGGAUACUCUUAUGGUUGUCUAGAAAGGCCUGAUUACUAGAUGGGCUUACUUGUAAUGGCUUUUCACUUACUCAAUUUAGGUUUCCAAUUUGUUUUUUGCGGGUACAGACAUCAUUUGGCAUAUGUAAUUUCAAUUCACCUUUUAGCAUUCAUAAAAGAUGAGAGCGGUGGACCAGGUGUCGCUGUACAAAAUAACAGACAUGCAGAGGUAUGAUCUUCUCAGCAUUUAGUCUUUGUUAAAACCUGUAUUUAUUGUUGACUAAGUAUAGUAGUAUCCCAGUAAUAUCUUCAUGAACUAUACUAAGGUACAAUAUGAUAAGCUUUUUAGCUUAACUGUAACACUAAUGCAGACAUAAGCACAUUCACACAUGGGAGUAUUUUUUUUGCUUCGUUUGUCUGAUUUUUAGAGAUGUGAAGUGGAGCCUCAAAAUUGGGAGAAAAUGAACGUGGCUGGAAUUUGAAUUGGGACAAUUAUUUUUGUAUCUUGAAGAAAAUUUUAACAUUUCUGCCUUUGAAGCCCUAUUAUGGCUGUGUCCUUUCAGCCCUACUAUCAGGAAGAAAUCAAAUAAGUUUGUCAAUUUAGUGAUUUAAGACCAGUGACAGGAAGUAAAAAAUCAGUUCUUCCAUGAAUCCACCCAUAAGUGGUAUUCAUUUAUGAUCUUUCUCUCUUUCAAACAGACUGAUGAUGUUUUCAUGGAGUCCAGCCCUUGUGCGAGAUCAAACAAUCCUGUUGUUAGACCAGUGGUGAGAAGGACUUCAUCAGACUCAAUAGGCACUCGACUGAGAAAGAUCAGCUUUGAGAUUGGUUAUGGUAGAAGGCAUUCUGAUGAAUUAGCACCUGGGGAAUUAAAAGGCCUACCAGAGGUACAUUGAUAAUAAUGGUGAUUAUGGUUUGAUAGUAAUGAUGAUCACUAUCAAUGAGUUUUGAACAACCAAGGCCUUGCCUCUAUUGUAAUAUUUUCCUGUGAAAACUCAGUUCCCUUCAGCAUGUCAGCGUAUUUGGAAACCAAGAGCAAAAGAAAUCAAAGGAUUUUUACAUUAAAUGAAUGAAGAACCUGAAUGUAUAACAUUAAAAAAAACAUCAAAGGAGUCCUUGGCAUUUGCAUACUUGAAGUUCAUACUUAAGCAUUUUUUAGUUAUUUUUUUUGUAAAAAGAGAUAACUUUAUGUUAGCAUACAGAGUGGUAUGUUUCUUACACCAAUCAGAUCGCUGCAUAAGGGUAUUAUCUUGCACCAAUCAGAUUACCGCAUUAGGGUAUGCAUCUAGUACCAAUCAUACCAUAGUAAAUUUUGAAUAUCUUGCCCCAAUCACAGUGUUUGGGUAUGUUUUCUUGCUCAUUUGAUAAGUGUAAUGGUUUAUUGCCUUCGUGAGAGCUUUGUCAAUUAAGUUUGAGAUUUAUCGGGAUAGGAAAGUUAUGCAUUUAAACUUUUAAGUUAGAACAUGUUUUUUCAGCUCCUUUAUGCACAAUGCAUAUGCCAAACAACUUACAGUCCGUCAUGUACCAUGAAAAAAACCUCCAAAGUCCAAUCAGAACAUACGCAAUCAUUGCACUACAUGAACAUUAAAGUAAUUUUUUAUGUGCUUGAAUUGUAUCAGCCACCAAUCAAAUUCCAUUUUGCCACAUUGGACUUCACUCCAUCAUUUGUCAUUUCCUUGUAAACAACCUGCAUUUUAUCAUGUAUUUUAACUGCAUUGUCCAACCCCACCAAAAAAAACUUUACAUGGAACUAAAUGCUACUGCUAUUGAGUUUUCCAAGCAAUUCUCCCACAUUUGACUUUUUCCAUGAAUUAAAGUCACUUUAAGCUACCUUGGACUUAACCCAAUUGCAUGUUAAUUCCUUGUAAAACAACCUCCAUUUUAUCACAUAUUUCACACAAAGAGGGCAAAGUCCAGAUAGGCAACAACCAAUCAAGGAGCCCUCUUUGAAAUGUUAUCCUUUUCUCUUUUUAAUGUAUCUUCACUUAUUCAAGAUCACAAUAUAUCUUUGGUUAUGGUCUAUUAGAGGUACAGCAGCAUUUCAGUUUGCUUUUCGUAGUAAAUUAUAUGGAAUUAUAUUUUUGAGGUAACUAACUGUAAUUUGAGGUAUUCUGAUCUUGUUGUGCAAUGCGCUCUCCCUCAAAUGGGAAGAAGAGAGUGUUGUGUGACGAGACCAACAACAGCUGCAAAGUAGACAACAAUAAGCGUGGUACCAAUGCAUUUCAUUUUAACUAAGACAUAUUUAGACAAUAGAGACAGUAGAUCACAUAUAUCUGUGAGAGUUCAGAUGAAUUACAGAUAGGUUUUUUCUGUCUUUGUGCCAUAUUUUUGUUUUGUGAAAGUUAAGUUCUUUUUGGUGACAAAAAUGAAAACAUUAAGUACACAAACUGUCCCAUCUCAACCCAUCCAGCAAAAAAAUAACUCUUACAUGCUAUGCAUACCUAUGUUAAAGAAUUCUAAGCAAAAGUGUAUUUUUAAAUUUAAGGUAACAUUUUGGUUGAUUACUUUGUUUUGAAGCCCCUAUCUCCUCCAUUUGGUUGCCUUGAUGCUUAUCAAAAACUGGAACAACUUGGAGAGGGCUCAUAUGCAACCGUGUUCAAGGGGAUCUGUAGGUAAAUAUAAAAUUAUUCCCAAAUGAUUUUGUCUAUCUAAAGGUUAUUUUUAAAAUCAGUGCAGUUCUUGUGGUGAAAAAAAUUCUACAUUAUUUUACUAUUGGUUUGUACUGAUCACAUUAUCUACAGAACUUUUUUUAUUACUGAGUUUGCAGUAUUUCAUUCUUUUAAGUUGUUUUAUGACAGAUUAUUUAUGAAUAGGCAAUUAAGUAUAAAUUUGUUUUUUAAGAAAAGCAUAGAUCAGAUGAAAAGGCUUUCAAAAAUAUUUUGUGUGGCAAUUAUGGUGAACUCAGGAGUGUUGGUGUUUUGUGACACUCAGAAAGCAAUUCAUCAUUGAGUGCCUGAUCAUAGUUCAAAUUCUUUCUUUUUGCCAAAUGUAUCCAGGGCAACAAUAUCACAAAUGGAAAGUUAGUGGUGGGUGGUUUAAAAAUAUUGCAGCAUUUAAUGUUGAAAUAAGCUAAACUGGAAGCAAAACAAUUUAAUAAAAAAAAUUUUCAUAACAAGGUUGAGGUUUGAGGGCUCUUUAAAUUAUAGUUUUUUAGUUUUUAUCCAAUCAUGGCCUUCAAAAGUGACACAAUGAUACAGUAUUAUAUUUUGAUAUUUAUUUAUCAUUCCUUGUGUCAGCAAAAGUUCAGAAGGGUAGCAAUCAACUCUUACAAAUCAUACUUCAAACAGGCUUUGAUUUAUUGCACGUGCUAUGAUAUGAUUGUGCAGUGAAUACUUUCUGUGAUUAUUAAAAAUUUUUAUUGCUGACUAGGACAUUGACAACCAACUCUGAUCAACAGAAAUCUUUAAUCCUAGUGCAAAUAAUAAAAUUGUGGCGUGCUAUGAUAUGAUUGUGCAGUGAAUACUUUCUGUGAUUAUUAAAAAUUUUUAUUGCUGACUAGGACAUUGACAACCAACUCUGAUCAACAGAAAUCUUUAAUCCUAGUGCAAAUAAUAAAAUUGUGGCCCUCAAAGAGAUCAGAUUGCAAGAAGAGGAGGGAGCACCUUUUACAGCAAUCAGGGAAGGUAACAGCUUUAUUAUGUAUAGUUUUUAAGGAAGGGUGGUAUCCUAUCCACUGUGUGUUGUGUUGCCUGUGUAGUACUAGCUUUGUUGCAAAGUUUUCAUAAAUAUGACAGCUGGACAACAUUUUUAAGCAAUGACUUUGGCCACAACUUCUAGCUAACAAAUAACCUAUUAAUUCUCUCUUCUCUCACUCUCAAAUCACUUUCAAGUUUUUCUGCAAGAAUUGAUUUCUAUUUAUGAAUUUGUGGUACCAAAUGUGUUUUAUAAUUAUAUAGAUUGACAAGCAGCCUAAAGACUUUUGUAAUUUAAUAAUCCUUCUCAAAAAGAAACUCAGAAAGUUAACUGAGAGAGGUAUUUGUAGUUAACAACUAUUAAUAUUAAUCAAUGAAAGUUAAUAUCUGAUAAAAUUCUCCUAAAAAAUUUGUAGGUUGUGAAAUGUUGAGCAAUACUUUUCCUAGUUCUUUAAUAGUUCCAUGAAUUUCGACAUUUCAGCCUUGUAUUUUGGGAAGUAAUUCGCUGACUAAAAGUUGCAAUCAAUCCCCAUAUGUUAUGCUAGAGAAAGCAUCUCAUUUGACUUCUGUUUUUUGGUGGAAAUGGGACAAGAUUUACACUCGCACAACUUCAAAACAUACAUUUGAAUUUUCUUACAAUUUAAAUUUCCUUAACAUUCUUUGUAAAUUAAUCAUUGUUGGAAGAGAAUAAUAUGUUUGGUAAUAUUAGAGAAGAAGAGAAGUCAUUGUGAUAGUCAUUUAACUUGAGUUUGCCUGCAAAACCAGUCUUGUGUGUGCAGACUUCUUUUUUUUUCUUAUGUGCUUUCUAAUUGACAGGUGUCAGAUUGUGACAGAUACUUAGAAACAAAUAUGUUUUGAAGUUUGCCUGGAAGCCAUUUAAAUCACCCUUCUUAUUACACAGGGAAAGAAUUUUGCUAAGUUUUAGAAAAAUAGAUAAAAAUGUUAUUUACCAGCUUAGGUCAGUCUCUAUUAGGAAAAGAUGUGCCCUUUGGCUUGAGCGCCGCCCCUGGCCUAUAGCCAAGGAUGGCCAUACUUCAAGACUUCAGGGACAGUUUUUCCCAACUCUGACCUCCUGGCUGGUGAAUAACAUAAAUAAGAUAAAGAGACAUGAAUAUAUAGACUUGCUGAAGCCAUUGUGCAUGUAAGAGAUAAGUGUUUCCAAAGUAUCUGUAUGUUUGGCCAAUCUUGAAUGACAAGAAAUUAUUAGUUUGUAACUAGGUGUGUACUUUCUUGGCAAUAGCAUCUUGGCAAUGACAGUAGACAUUAAAAACUUUGGAAUUUAAAUGAUGUGGUCACUGGCUUUGUGAAAAGGAUUAUGAUAACAAACCUUUUUUUUUUUUCAAAGAAAAUAACUGUUGCCAGUGAAAGUGGAUUUUUCCCUUUUUGUUACCGGUGAAAUAUGAUCAUGAUCUUGAGAACUAAAUGAUAUUUACCAUUAGCGAUGGUCAUUGUUUGUAUUUGUUUGAUUGAUUGUUAUUUUUUAGCUUCUUUGUUAAAGCAGCUGAAGCAUGCCAACAUUGUAACACUUCAUGACAUUAUACACACCAAAGACACCCUUAUGUUUGUCUUUGAGUUUUUGGUAAGUUUUAAUGUUUGUUAGAAACAAGUAUCUCAUCAGUGUUUCUUACAGUGUAUGAAUUUUUUUUUGUUUUUGAAAUCCACCACCUCCCCUAUCACAGGUAUCCCCUUCAAAAGAGUUUCAUGGCCCUCUUUUUCAUGGAUGGUAGGCAAGAUGUUUACGGCUGACAUUGUUUAAUCACUUUUGUCUACCCUCACUCUUUUAAACUGUGCUUUCUUGUUUUCAUUUGUGGACAUAUUGAGUUUUGGAAGAAAAAAAAAAGUAUUAAUUUUGUAACUAUUUAAAAUGAGAGUUGUCACAGAUGUAAUUGCAGUGAAAUUUUGCAUGCUUUAAUUGGCUGGCAUUAACAGGUAAUCACUUGCUCAAUGCAUUGAAUGCAUUUUAAAAAAUUUGUACCAUUUUGGACUUAGACACAUUCAUUCUGAAAGCACUGAACUUCUUGUCGUUCAAUUUUUGAAACAAAUCAUAUUGUCUUAUGAUUUCAAAAAAAAUCAGGCUUACUCGAUUUUGCAAUCACAGGACAGGUGUGAGUAUUGAACAGAAAUUAUGCAAGGAAAGGACCAGUCACAAAAUAUAAAGUACUUGGUUUAUUAUAAAAAAUGUGCACUUAACUACUUAACAUUAUGUAUUAACAUGGAAUGUUGCUGUUGUUGUUUCCGUUACAUUUGACUUUGCCUUGUGGCCACCCCCACCUUCCUCAGCAAAAUAAAAACAUGCUUACACAGUAAGAACUAUUUUCUAAUAAAGUGAUUUAUAGUGACAAAUUUUCAAUUUUUUUAACUGUUUUGAAAAUGUUCUUUGCUUUAGGACACAGAUCUUAAUACUUACCUUGAAAAGUAUCCAAGAGGCAUCCCUCCACAGAAUGUCAAGGUUUGUGAAAAACAUAAUUAUUUGAAUAUUGUAUUGUGAUUAACACCUUUGUUGUCCUAUUCCAUUUAUGAUUAUUGUUUCACUCAUUAACAGUGUUAUGGUUGACAUAGGACAUGUUCUAGAGAAAAAUUAUUUCUGACAUUCAGGAAGGAAAAGAAACUAAGUAACAUAGUUAUAAUGAGUUAAAAAAUAAAGUGAAGCAGUUGUUCACAUCAAAGGUAUUCAACGGAUACACUAAAAAAAUGGUCCUAAUAGUAAUCAGGAAUAAAUGACAAAGUAACACUAAUGACUUGCAUGCUCAACAAAUUCCUCAAUCUAGGAAACAAUAUGUAAACUGCCUGUACCCUGUUUAGACAUCUCAGUUAUCAAUGUCUAGAUUCAUAUUGGUAGAGACUAAUAUUCAUGUAAGAAUUUUUCCAGUCACAAACUAGACAACUCUUGACAAUCAUUUUGUUCUUUAGUACAAAUUCAUUUUUUAUCCAUAAUGUGAUGCUUAAGGUGUAAGAACCAUCUCUAAAUUUUAAGUGAUGAUGAUGAGAUGGUGUUGAGGAAAACAAUAUUCAAUUUUUCUUGGUUUCUCACUUGUAGGCUUCCAUUUUGUUUUGCUGAACUGGAAAAUUGUUUAUCAGUCCUUGUGUACAUAAAUCAUUUUGUUUUACGUGAUAUGUAACUCACCAAGUUUAUUGAGAUUACUUUUCCACCCAGAACUGUAUCAUAGUCCAUCUUAGAUAGUUUUCUUUUUUAUUUUAAUGAGUUGGAAAUUCACUGAUUUCCCAUGAUGUUUGUUUAGGCUUAAACAAUUUUUGCUUUGUUUUACUGCAAAAGAUUUUUUUUUCACAGAUAGUCACAAAUUUCAUUUUACAGGUGUUGUAACCUGUGAAUAUUUGAAGCCCCAAGUCUGUUUAUGAGCUAACAGUGCAUAUCAUGGCUAAUAUUUGUUUUUUUUCACUUCUGUUGUAUAGCAUGGUUUCUAAAGAUUAAGUUAUUAGUUUUGAAAGAAGACAAAAUAGGCCAAUCAUCUUUCUGUUCUUGCUUGCAGCUGUUUCUGUUCCAACUAUUGCGAGGAUUAGCUUAUAUUCACAAAAGAAAAAUUCUUCACAGGUGAUGGAAAGUUACAAGGAGCAGUAAUGAUCAUAAAUUUGACAAGAUCAUUGCAUGUGUAAUUUAAAGUUAUUUGAUCAUGAUUAGGAUGUAACAUACUAUCCUGAGGGAAACAGUAAGUUUUGUUUUCCCAAGAGUCCUAAUGUUUCCCUUGUCUCAGGAUACAUCAGGACUUGAAGGAAAACAAAACUAUCUAGUCUCCCAAGAGACCAUACUUUAAGUGCUUUGUUAUAUGUUUAGACCUUCCCUUAAAAAAUCAUAAGGCAAAAACAAACAAACAAACAAAGACGGCACAACUUCUUUAUUCACAAUCAUGAAUAAAGAAUUGUGAGCAUGUGCUGAAGAUCAUGCCAUUUUUAAUUUAGUCAUGCACUGAUCACAUGCUGUUGUAUUUGGCACGUGGGUAACAACUGCACAAUAAUUAUUGUAUCCUGGUCGGGAUACAUUUGAAUUUGAUCAAGUACAUGUGACCAAGAAUCAACCGAUCACAGUGCUCAUUUUGAUGAGUGAAAGUCUAGGUAUAUAACAACAUAAAUUGUUUAUCUCUUAAGGAAUCCUGAUAAGGGUGCGGUGCAUAAUCCAUGUUAAUUAGGGGCAAUUUGUGGAAUGUGCUCCGCCGUGAUACUGAACCCUCAUUAGCAAGCAUAGGAGGUGCAGAUGAGGAGUUUGAUUGUAUUUACAGUUACAUCCAAAGUGGUACAGAGUAGAGAAAGUAAAGAAAACUGCUGCCAGUCAGGGUGGUUGCAGGAGGAACCCAAUUUUUUUUCUCUUGACUACUGAAAAGUCUCAAUAUUUGAGGUGAAAACAAAAAGGAAAAUAGAAUGCCCUUACAUUUUGACUACCAUGGUUUGGCAUCAGGAUGAUAGCUUUUCAUUUCCCAAAGUUUGAUUGGAAAAUGAUUGGGAAAGUUAGAAGAAUGCUGAAUGUUGUGAUAUUGGAGAGAAUCUGAUGUGGCUUCUUAUCUUAUCCAGAUGAAAGGUUAUUUCUUAUGUCCUCGUAAUUUGAAUGGAAUCAUUUGACAUAGGAUUUUGUUAUUUCUUUAAUGAAGGGUACAUUCUGUUGAUGUUUUAUAGGGACUUGAAACCUCAGAACCUGUUGAUAAAUGAGAGUGGAGAGUUAAAGCUGGCUGACUUUGGUGAGUUAGAUAAUAUUGUUUGUAUGUACAUGUAUAUUUGAAUCAUCUCUCUUAUCAAUCCUGGUUUUCAAAGCAAACUGAAGGAAAUAAAGUAUUAUUGAUGAAGUUUGUGGGGAAGAAAUAAUAGGGAAGGGUUUUUUCAGUGAGGAACAACUGAGUCGUGUAUAUUUUAUGAUAUAACCUGGGAAAUAUGAUUCCAUUUUCUUGAUGUCUAAUUUUUAAACAGUUUAAGUGAAAAAGAACUGAGUUUGUAAACAUUAGAUAAAGCCUGGCUGUGUUCAUGUGAACCAGGGUUAAAGCUCCCCCAGUUUGUUUUUUUUAAUAUAUAUUUUAACUAAGUUAUGCAGAUUAUUACAUAAUGUACCAAUUUGCCAUUUGUUUUUAUAUUAGAGCUUGUUUUUAAGGAAAGGAGGGGACUUAUUUUUAACAAUUCUGUUUGCAUAGGUUUAGCACGAGCCAAGUCUGUUCCCAGCCACACAUAUUCACAUGAAGUGGUCACACUAUGGUAAUUAAUUAAUUUAUUCAAUGAAUAAACAAAUCAUCAAAAUCAAACUUCAUAAGACACCAGUAAUACUACUUUGCAUUUCAAAUUAUUGUGCUUGAGCAUAAGGAUGGUUUUCAUCAUUUUUGCAUCAUUUUUGGUUUAAAAUAAUGCUAUUGUCAUUUAGUAUACAUUAAAACAGUAGACAGUGAUAUAGGGAGGUACUCAUUGGCUACUCAAACUGCUAGUAUCCUAUGCCAUUCACCUCUGAGCAACUUGCACACUAUUUGCACCUGAAAAUGUUGUAAUCAUUCCAGGAAUAAACAAGUUAAAAUCAUUUUUUGCUUAAUCUUAUCCCAAUGUUUUCGUACAUACUAAAACAACUAUUCACUGUAGCAUUGGUGUAGCAGAGGAUAUUUUCCUGCCUGGUUCAGUAAAUAUCCACCACUAGCCACCACCUCUUGAGUAAAUAGUUGUAUGAAGAUCCUUUACCAUGCCCACUUCAUUUGAGUUCUAGACAAAAAGAGAUGGCAUGAAUGAAAAAAAACUUUAAACAAAAACAGUCAGAAAGUAACCUAAGACAUUGGAUUGCAACUUUGUUAUGUUCUUUCCCCAAAAAAAAAAAAAAAAAAAAGAGGCUUCCCUUUUUGAUUGUUUGAUUUUUUAAAUAAUUUCAGGACUAAAUCUUUCACUUGUUCAAACUUAAUCCAAGCUACUGUAAGAACCUUUAUACAAGGGAUCUAAAGUUUGAUGAAAUUAACACUCUACUAUACAUGUUUCACAUGUUUUUGUACCAUUUUUGAUAUUUUGACUUCUAUUUUACUACAUUCUCUGUUUACCUAUGCUAGGUUUAUCAAUAUAAACAUUCUUUACUCCACAAAAUGUAAUGAAAGAGUUGUACUUUGUACAAAUGUGAACAAAUAGGUACUAUUAUAAUCGUUAUUGUUAUUUUUACUAUUACUAUAAUUAUUAUCAUAAUUAUAGUUACUAUUAUCAAUGCCGUCUUUAUCAUGAUUACCAAGGCUACAAACAGUUUUACUGUUAGAGCUACUACAAAAAUUAAUUGACAUUUGGCAAGAUUUGUUAGAAAGGUGGAAAAAUCAACCAGAGGCAAAUUACAAGCUAUCAAACAUUACUUACAUUUGAUUAACUAAUUUGCAGGUAUCGACCUCCUGAUGUUUUACUUGGAUCAAAAGAUUAUACUACCUCGUUAGAUAUCUGGUGAGACUAAUGACUAUUAAUAUAGUAUGAGAAAUAGACGUCAGAAUCUCAUAGCAGGGUUUAUUCCUGCAGAAGUUUGUUUUUCUGAUAUUUGCAUUUUGUUUUUCCAAGGGGUGCUGGUUGUAUUUUUAUAGAGAUGAUGACAGGAAUUGCGCUGUUUCCUGGAAUGAGAGAUUCUAUUGAUCAACUCAAUAAAAUCUGGCAGGUAUUGUUAAGAAUUUCUGUAAACUCCUUUUAAAAUUGUGAGAUAAAAAACACUGAAUUUGACAAGUUGAAAUUGUCACUAUGAUUAUCUUGAUUAUUUCGUUAAAAAUUUCGAAUUUAAAAUAUUUAAUAACUUUAAACUUGUUGUGUUGCCUGUGUACUGAUAAGCUGAUCACGUUUAGUUGCUGGACAAAUUUUGAUGUGAAACAGUCAUACAAUAUUUUUCAGCAAUUAACUUCAAUGAAAUUAAUUACAGAUUAUUGGUGGCCAUGAUGCAGGUCAGAGUUCAAGAAAACUUUAUCCGCCACCUUAAACCGUUUGUCGCCUCAGAGAUGUAUAUUUCCCCAGAAAAUGGUCUAAUAAGAACUCAGUAGGUAAAAAGUUUGUGAUCAGCAUGCAGAUCUGAUUGUGUUUCUUUUAUGUAUCGUAUCCCUUUAGAUAUCUGGAACAGCCACUGAGGAAACUUGGCCUGGAGUUACCCGAUUACCUGAAUAUGAUGCAGGUUUGUCUCUGGAUUAUACCUAUAGUUUUUUUUUCUAAUAUCUAACUUAUAAAAAUACAAAAAUAUACGAUUCAAAUAGGAAAAUACAUCUAAUGCCAAGUCAUAUUUAAGUUAUGUAUGUUGAAACAAUAAGGUAAAUUCGAUAUCCCAUAACCUUAUAAUUAGAACGAGGAAGCUGUUAAACGUCCAUGGACUCGUCCAUGCAAUGUGUUUGUCGAUUGAAUCAUAGGUUUUGAGUUGGUGUGCAAAAGCUUCUAGAUCUGACAAUACUCUCUUUUAAGUCGGUUAAAUUGCUGCUUUUUGGUAAUAGGCCUUUCAGAAAGAGGAUUAGAAAUAGCAAUCUUGGCUGAAAAGCCUUUUCCGGUAGCAGUGUCACUUCUAUACGCUUAAUAUGGAUUAUUUUUUAACACUAAUUUCUUAUUAUUGCAUUGCCCAUCCUUAUUUCGUAUAAUUUUUCCUGCGCGAGUAGCACGCGCACAGCAACACAAUGGCGGCUUCUAUUAAUAAUGGUAAUAGGACUGAGUGGAGUCCAAUUCGGUCUGUAAUCAUACGAGUGAUUAACAAAAUCGGACGACUGCAAAGCAGGAAUGCGAUUUGCUAAUCACAAGUUAAUAAUAACCAUUACAAUUUUCGAAAAAAAAAUACAUCCACAACAAAUAUCUCUAGUAGAGACAAUGUCAAAAUUAAGAAUUCCUCCACUUUAGAUAUUCCUCAGUUCUUUUGGGAAGGAUAAGUGGUUGUUGCUAUGGUUAUUGUGAUCAGUUCUGUUAUUUUUGGAUUUAGCUGAGUGGAUCAAGUACGAUUGGCUGCUUCAACUGUCCAAGUACAGUUGUCCGAUUACACUGUCCGAUUAAAACUCUACAAAUACGAGUGAUUAAAAUACAUUAAGGACAAAUAUGGGCAGUAGAGACAAAGUCUAAGUAAAAAAUUCCUCAACUUUGGGAGUUCCACAACUUUUUUAGGAUAAGUGGUUGUUGCUAUGGUUAUUGUGAUCAAUUCUGUGAUUCAGGCCUGUCUGUGAUUGGUGGAUGUGACUGAAAGGACUUAGUAUGAUUGGCUGCUUCAACUGUCCGAUUACAGGUGUCCGAUUACGGCCAACUGUCCGAUUACACUGUCCGAUUACACUGUCCGAUUACUAUUCUACAGAAUUAUUAGUGAAAAAUAAAACAGCUACUGCACCAAUCACAUUUGAAGAAAUUCUAAUGGUCAUGAUUAAUGUUAUAACAGAACAAUUUUUUCGGUUGUUACAGUUUCGAACAUUUAUCGCGCAACUCAGCAAAGAUCUCUAAAAUUAACAACAUGGUGUCUCCAUCUUUUUUUUUCUUUAUUCUUAUGUCCUAUGUGUGGAUCAGUUACGACAACUUUGAAAGAUUUACACAGUACAUCCUUUAAUGGGAAUAUCUUUAAGCCAAGUAAAUAGUUUCUAAAGAAACGUUUAUGUUACGUCAGCACUCCUACUCAGCACUCGGGUGUGGAGUUAUGUUACUCACAAUCCUCCUUUUUGCCUUAAGAAAGUUUUAGCGCUGGAAAUAUUAGCUUUUCUAAACUCGCUACUGAGAUUUAUUUACGUUGCCCCAGUAAUAGAUAUAUCUCCCUAUCGUGCAGCUCUUAUGCGUUUCAAUAUUUCUGUAAAUUCGUCGGUCAGUGGUUUGAAUUCUAUUUUUGUAAACACAAACUUCUUUCCGUUUUCAUAUCUAGGGUGUUCACUUAAGAUUUUACUUCUUUAAAGUAUAUUGAUUUGUGCUAUUUAAAUGCAUGGCUUGAAGUAAUCUUUUUUUUUCCCUCCCACUUAGAUUUGUUUGUUGAUUUUCAACCUCAGCGACUUGGACUUGUAGCCCCAAAGUGAGUUGUAGAAUCCUAAUUAUAUUACUAACAUUCAGGGAAGAAUGCAGAGAAGCUGCCAGUCAGUCAGAUUCACAGACUGUGUCGUAUUCCUCAGAUCUUGAGCUAUGUGGAGGAGAGCUUCGUCAUCUCGAAACGCUAAGGGUAACGAAAAAAAGUUCGAGGUAGCGGGUGAAUCGAGUUAGCUGACGAUAAAUGAAUGAAAUAAUUUUCCACCAGGGGAGUGGCUUGAAGCUUUACGGUAACUUAAUGAAAAUUCAAGUUAAACGAGUUCCAGUCAGCCAGGAUUAAUAUAAUUAAGUUUAUUUAUUAAUUGAUUGGUUGAUUUUAUUCCUUUGAUUCUUUUUUUUCUCGCCAAAGGUUGUUGCUGUUAAGUGGCGCUGAAUCUCUGGCCACAGAAAUGGUUCAGGUAAUACUAGCAUUAAACAGAACAAUGGCUGCACACACGGUUAAAGACAGUGAUACAUUUGUAGCUGCCCUUUUUAAAUUCAUUAGCAACAUGACGCUAUCACGGUCAAACACAGUGAUACAUGUGUAGCUGUCCUUCCACUUCCAUAACAACACGAUAUUAUAACAACGAAUUUGUUCUGUUCUCUUCGGAAAUGAGAGGGAGGUGGUUAUAGAACCAACAGGUAGGCUGAAUUGAUUUCAGAAAGUUCUGACUUCUUAUUUCAUUUUAGUAAUUCGUUUCGAAAGCUCCUCGUUAAGUUAGCCGUUUAUCCUCGUUAAACGACUUCUUUGUAAUGAGAUUUGUGUAUGUCUUUGUCGGUGGAAUGAAGGAUAGAGGGUGAUGACAUGGUGUAUAUCAACUAUGUGCCUUAUUUUCUUACAAGUAUUGCCAUCAAAGUUUCAACUGAAAUUUAUGCAAUGAGGUUGCAAAAGAUGUGAGCGAACAAGGAAAGGAAAAGAGUAGUUGCUCUGUUACAGGAAUCAAGUCUCAAAGUGCGUCUCCAAUUUUCCACCAGGAGGCUUUAUCGGUAGAAUACUCGAUAUGCGCCGAUCAGUUCGAAGCUUCAUCUUCCCCCUGGGCAACUCACGGGCAUUUGACUGUCUUCUGUGCGCCAGGGGGUGGGGAAUUUGAACCUUGCCUGGGUGAGGUGGGGAAUUUGAAUCAGCGGAAUGUGCGUGUUUUAAUUUUAGAUGUUAAGUAGUUUUCAGGUGAAUAGACCCCUUUCGUGAACAAAGAACACAGAAAAAAAUUUCACAUCGUAGAAUGAUUCUUGCAAGCAAAAGGCCAAGCCGCGGCACUGAUAAAAAAAAUACGUUACUUGGCUAAAUUCCACACAAGAAUCGUUCAAAACAAAAUUGUGCUUAAGUGGGUCAUUUGAACACAAUUCCAGAUGGGUGGGAGGGGGGGGGUUGGACACGUCAAUUUUUAAGAGUUCGAGUGCCCGGGGUGGUUACCCGGGGGGAAUAUUGAAGCUUUGAAUUAAUUGAGGUAUCAAAACUUUUUUCGCAACGUGAUUCAACACCACUCGUCAAAUAAUAACAGUGUGGUCAAGACUGCAUAUAUUAACCAUUUAGGGUAAUAUUUGGAUGAGACAGUGAUCAGAAGCCAUGUUUUGAUAUUAGUGUGACCCAAGAAACAGGAUAUCUGCCAGUGACGCCAUGAAACAUGUAUACUUCAGUGAUUUACCAAAGGAAAUCCACUCUCUACUCGACGGUAAUGGUUGUAUGUUUGUAAUGAAUUGCUUUCUACAUUCAAGACAAUAGAUAUGUCUCAACGUGUGUGUUUGUUAUUGCAACGAAAAGUUGAAGGUCAAGAGCGAUUGUUUGUUAUCUCUGCCAUAACACAAUCUCUCGCUUUGCUUUCUUCAAUCAUGUCUAAGGUGUCUUGUAAUUGAGAGAUGAUUGCUCUCUAAUGUUCGUGAUUAAAAUCGUCUUCGGCCUAGCCUGCGUGGCAGUCCUUUUCUGAUCCUUUCAAGAAAGAGCAGUGUGAGUGGAGUAGAAGCCGCGCGACGGCGUAAGCCUUCGAAAGACUACCGCACAGCUCGCUCUUCUCCCGUCUGACUCGUAGGAAAAGACUGCUACGCAGGGCGUCCUAGUUUUCUUCUUUUCUUAAUAUGGAAAUUUCCAACAAAUGUUUAAAUGCCCUGUGUCACUUCCUACCUAUGGAUAAACGAUCCAUGGAAUAUUGAAU